Molecule: messenger RNA, 510 nt
Organism: Hibiscus syriacus
Lineage: Eukaryota; Viridiplantae; Streptophyta; Magnoliopsida; Malvales; Malvaceae
Exons: 2
Coding region: 1-510 (169 amino acids)
Source: RefSeq, a predicted model, not a curated record
AUGUCUGCUGAGGUGCAGGACGUUUUUAUCAAGCUUAUUGGUACCAGGGAUUGUAAUGUUCAGGGAUGUGAUGUGGAUAGUAUCCGAGGGGAGGACUUUACUGCUGCUGUGAAGUACUUCUAUAGUACAUCUGUGAUGCACCCUGCUUUCAAUUCUACAACCAUCGUGUUGGUUCCUAAGUCUCUCAAUCCUAGUUCGACCAAGGAUUUUCGACCCGUCUCCUACUGCUCUAUGGUUUACAAGACUGUCACUAGGAUUCUUGUGGAUAGAUUGGAUCCCUUUUUUCCAAGUAUGGUUUCACUCAAUCAAACUGCUUUUGUGAAGGGGAGAUGUAUUGUGGAUAACACAUUGUUAGCUCAGGAAAUUGUCAAGGGCUAUGCUAGGAAAACCUUAUCUCCUAUGAUUGCUCUUAAGAUUGAUCUUCAAAAGGCCUUUGAUUCUUUGAAUUGGGAGUUUUUGUCGGCUAUUUUGGAGGCUAUGGGAUUAACAGCCGUUACUGGAGAAAUUUAA